AUGUCUGCAUUAUUCAUUAAUAAUGAUGAAAAUGACGUUCCAUUUGAUGAUGGUGAAUAUGAGUAUGGUCAUGAUGAUGAUGAUGCAGAUGAGAUGAAUAAUGCACAAGUUCCAAUUUAUGACGACGAUGAAGAAGAAGAUGAAGACAGUGAAAAUGAAGAACAAAUUAAUCAAAAUAAUAGUGCACAACAAAAUAAGAGCCGUGGUUCGUAUACGGAUGAAAUGAAUUUGAUUGAUUAUGUUAUUGAAGAAGAAAAAGAAAUUGGUGGUGCUAAAGGUGAAGACAGCGAGUCAACAAGUCGCUCGACAACUUAUUCAAGUUUACUAGGUAAUGAUCAAGAUAGUGACGAAAUGAUUCUGUCAAAUGAAACAAAAACAAAUCAAAAGUCAAAACUUAGUACAAAAGAAGAAGGUCAAAUAAUUCGAGCUCGAGCUUUUCUCAAUCGACUUGACACGAAAAUUCAAGAAAAAGAUGAACUAGUUAAACAAAUUCGCGAGUCUAUUUAUUUAACAAAAGACAAAAUAACCAAAAUGGAACAAAAUAAAAUUCGAUUAGAAAAAGAUCUCGAUCAAGCACAAGAUCAACAAAAUCCUACGACCACCAAUAGGCUUACUGGUGAAUUAAAUCGUCUUGUACGCGAAAUGGCUCUUGAACAUGAUGUUCUCAUUGAAUUUCAAAGCAAACUUGAUGCUGCUGAAAUGGAUCGUACAAAAUCAAUUAUUGAACGAGCUCGUUAUAAUGGUGAAGAAGUUGUUCUCAAAGAAAAAGAAUCACUAUUGACUGAACAAAAACGUUCCUUAGCACAAUUACGUCAACGUCAAGAAGAUUGGAAAGUCACACAAAUGAAACGAGUACAUUUAUCUGAAUUACAUACUCAAAAACAAGCACUCGAACAACAAGCAGCUGCACAACGAUCUGCUAUGGAUGAAGCACGUCGUAGUAAAAAAAUUGCACAUAAGUAUUUACAACAAACAUUUGAAAAAAUUCGAACUGAAAAACGUAAUGAAGAAGAAGCAAGUCGAGCAGAUACAGAAAAAAAAAUUAAAAGUUUACUUAAUUUACGUAAUGCUAUUGAACGAAAUAAAGAUACACUAUCGAUUCAAACAGCCCAAAAACGAGCCCAAGAACGUGAUGUACGUGAUGCUAAAAAACGUGAGCAAAGAUCCAUCGAAGACGAAGGACAAAACGGUUUAUUUUAUAUGUUACGUAAACAAAAAAAUGAAAAAUUAGAAGAAAUGCAAAAGCGUUUUGCUGAACAGCAAGAUGCAAAUCGUUUAGCUAUUGUCGAUAAAAUACUCAAAGAAGAAAAUGAAAAAGAAAGAAAACGUAGACUUUAUCCUGAAUUAUAUAAAUCAACAAUGAAUAAACCAUUGGCAAUGCCAACUUCAACUUCAACAAUAACAAGACCAAAAGAUCUCGCUCCAAUUAGUCAGUAG
Molecule: messenger RNA, 1437 nt
Organism: Rotaria socialis
Lineage: Eukaryota; Metazoa; Rotifera; Eurotatoria; Philodinida; Philodinidae
Source: the annotation of a GenBank genome assembly